This is a messenger RNA of Austrofundulus limnaeus, 3538 nucleotides long. RefSeq names its product opsin 7, group member b (gene opn7b). The coding region runs from base 440 to 1654 and encodes 404 amino acids. Gene Ontology annotation, cellular component: membrane. The transcript has 6 exons. Gene Ontology annotation, molecular function: G protein-coupled receptor activity. The record is from RefSeq and is a predicted model, not a curated record. Gene Ontology annotation, biological process: G protein-coupled receptor signaling pathway; visual perception. Lineage: Eukaryota; Metazoa; Chordata; Actinopteri; Cyprinodontiformes; Rivulidae.
AGAGGAGAUGCAGUAUGGAGAAUGCAUGUGCUUAAAAGAGAUUUGAGUAGCGAGGGAGAGCUGAGAAGCAAAGAAAGAACUGAAGCAAGAGUGGGAGCUAAAAACCGAGAGAGAGAGAGAGAGAGAGAGAGAGAGAGAGAGAGAGAGAGAGAGAGAGAGAGAGAGAAUCAGAGCCUAGCCGAACCAUGAGUCUGUCUCGAUCUGUCGCCUCUUGGAUCUGUCUGAGCACAGCUGUCAGGCUGCUGUUGACUCACGAGUGGAUCUUCUUGCUGCAUGACGGAGCGCCUGAGUGUUGUAGUUCGCACCAGAGUUUCCUCGCGUCUUUGCAUUCAGCUGCUCAUAGUACUGCUGCACAUGACUGAAGGGUUGACCAGCUUCGCUUUGGACUGGACUCAACACCCAUGGUCCCCAGCCAACUCUGGCAUACCCUCUCAUUAAGAUGGGAAAUGCCUCUGAAAUAUUCCUGUUCGUGUCCAGAAUAUCGAAAAACAAUGACUUCGUUAUGGGAACUCUCUACACCAUUUUUGGUGUGCUGUCUGUGCUGGGAAACGGGAUCCUGCUGUUUGUGGCUUAUAGAAAAAAGUCCUCCCUGAAACCAGCAGAACUCUUUGUUGUGAAUCUGGCCAUCAGUGACCUGAGCAUGACGAUAACUCUGUUUCCACUGGCCAUUCCUUCAGCCUUUGCUCACAAGUGGUUGUUUAACAUGACCGCCUGCACUGUUUAUGCCUUCUGUGGUGUUUUAUUCGGCCUGUGCAGUCUGACCAACCUCACGGUGCUUUCCUGUGUCUGCUGGCUCAAGGUCUGCUGUCCGAACUACGGUAACAAGUUCUCCUACUACCAUGCCGGCCUGCUGGUUGCUGUCAUCUGGUGCUACGCUUUAGUGUUUGCUGUAGGUCCGCUGUCGGGCUGGGGAGAGUAUGGGGCCGAGCCUUACGGGACAGCGUGCUGCAUCAACUGGCAUGCUCUGAGCCAAAAUUCUGCAUCUAUGAGCUACAUCAUCUGCCUCUUCUUCUUCUGUUACAUCAUACCCUGUACCGUCAUCUUUCUGUCCUACACGUUCAUCUUGCUGACUGUGCGGGGCUCCCGUCAGGCUGUGCAGCAGCAUAUGUCGCCUCAGAACAAGAUCACCAAUGCACAUGCACUUAUUGUUAAGCUUUCAGUGGCAGUUUGCAUCGGCUUCCUGACAGCAUGGAGUCCAUACGCGAUAGUCUCCAUGUGGGCAACGUUUGGUAACCCAGCAAAAGUGCCACCCAUGGCUUUUGCACUGGCAGCUAUCUUUGCUAAAUCCUCCACUCUAUACAACCCUAUUGUCUAUUUAGCCUUCAAGCCCAAUUUCCGCAAGUCACUGUGCCGAGAUAUAGCCCACUGUAGGAGAAUGUGCUGUGGAUGUUUGUGCCAACACAGUUCUGCCCAGAAGGGAUUGUGCAAGCAAUCUCAUCAUGCUGAAGAGUGCAACUCUACAAGGUUGUCCAAUGGGCUACCAGAGAACCACGAGACCUGCAAACACUGUUCUUACACUGAAAUGGCCACUGGUGCCAGAGAAAAYUUUACAGAUUACAGCCCCCAGCAGACAGCCAGGAUACUGAAAGGAUCUGGGCACACUGAAGUGGCUGUCAGUCAACUCUCCAGUGAGUUACAGAGUGACUUUCUUUAGAGGAAAAAAAUGAAAACACUCUGCAGAAAACAAGUUAUGAAUGGGGAAAAUUGUAACAAGAAUGAAAAUUAUAAAGAACUUGCUGCAAGGAUGGUAAAAACAAAAGGAUAAAGACUUGCAGACUAAGAAUACAUGGAGAUUGCGAUUCUUUAAAUUGUCUCAUGCCUCAAAUAUGUAAUACUGCCAAAAUAAAGCAAAGAAAUACAAAGAAAAUAUGACCACAUAGUUAAAUGGAGUAGCAAUACAUAAUACAGCACAGUAGCCUACUUACAAAGUACAUUCAUGUUACUUACAGGGGAACGUACAAUGUUUUUACAUAGCCAUGUAACUAACUACCCUGUAAUUAUCCAGUAUGAACCCAAUAACUACCCUGUAUUGUGCAAGUACCUCAAUAAAUACCAGGUAUGUACCCCAUAGGUACCAUACUGUAAUAUGCUUUGCUACUUUAAAUGCCAACACAAGAGAUUAAGGAAGCUAAGCAGUCCACAGUGUAGAAAUAAAUGUUUGUCAGGUCACAUUAAACUUCAGUAACUCUUGUUUCACCCUGAACAACUAACACAAAGCAAAUACAACUGAGACUUAAUGCAAAUCAGUUAACGCUGGAUUCAGAGGAAAGAAAAUCAAGACUGAAACUUUCUACUUGGUAAUCCACCUUUUUUCUGUUUUUUACAAGUUCUGUACUUUUGAUGUAUUUGAAYUGAUUUAUGCAUGCAUCAAUUUGAAGGACAACAGGGUUGCUGUUUUUUUAAACAGGAAAAAGUGUUUUGCCCUUAAUGCUAAGAGUAACACAAAAUGUUUUUGAGGGUAACUUACCAAAAGCGUGUUGAACUCUGUAUUUAUUUAUUAACUCUGAGCUGAAUGAUGUUUUAUCUGAAUUAAAAUGAAGACACUGCUCAGAGGGCUGCACUGAGCUGUUUGCAGAGAAGAGAUGCGAAUGUUAGUGUUGGUUUUAACUAGACCCUUGAAACUCUUUCGAUGGUUGAAUUUAUUCUUUUUUAAAUUAUUUUACCAGGUAAAUGCAACAGUUGCAAGGGAGGAAGGCAAGCUAAGCUGCAUGUUUUUGACCUGUGGGGCAAAACCCACAAAAACAUGAGUCGAACAUGCAAACUCCAAACAGAAAGACCGGGAAUCUGAGCCCACAACCUUCUUCCUGCAGGCAUUUCUAACCACUAACUGACAAGUUGUGUAUUGUCUGCAUAACAUGGACCUGGUGUUCUGCAUUAAUAUUUGGCAUAAAAAAAUCAGGCAUAUCAAAUCUAAUCCUAGAGGUUGUUUAUUUUUUUCUCCUCCUUAUACUUUGAACUGUUUUCACACAAUGUCAAUCCAGUCUUAUUUUUAACCCCAUGACAAUUUUCCCAUACCCAGAUCUGGUGUUGUUAUUGUUAUUCAUAAAUUUUGAAAGUAAUCAGAAAACAAAUUAUGACAAAAGGAAAAAUGCGACUGAACAGCUGUAUUCUUGUCAAGUCAAACAGCAUUAUUAUUAUUAUUAUUAUUAUUAUUCUUUGAGCGCUCUUAUAAACUCGGCCCAGACUAGUGAAGAUCAAAUGUGAUUCCUUUAACGCUGAGCUUUGAAAUGAAAUAAACAAAGCCUCAGGCUGUCUGUAGGUUGAGGUUAUUGUGGAUGACAUGUAGUUGUAUGUGAAAACUUCACCGACGUAAAAAGAAGCAUUUGCAGAGACGAACAGGCCUUUUUUUAGGAGGCGUUUGUAACAAUGGUGUCACCUUUUUCUUUUAGUCUCCUGUAUAUUUUAGACAAUUUAAACUUUAAUGGUGAAAAAGGCUGCAGCUCAUUGCUUUUUUCUUAUAUAACAUCCAAGAUUAAACGAAAAGAAUUAACAAGUAUAGAAGCUAUGAAAGUUUUGGUAUGAUAAUUAUUUUACAGAA